GAGAGCGCAUGGGAAAGGUCUCCAAUGGUGACAGACAGCUGCAAUUUAUAAGCGAAUCAGUGAAUUGUGCUUGGCGCUGGUACCUGCAAAACAGAUGUAGUUAAAAUAUGCAUUACUGAAAUGUUGCAGUAAAAAGUGAUUGAGAACAGGGUAUUUGUGGGACAACGAGGGUAAUUUGCAGUUUAACUAGCAUUGUACGAGGAUGUACGCGCAGAGGUAAUGGCAAAACAACCUCCGAAGAAUUGGCCUUAAUGGGGCAGCGUGGGAUGUAAGAGUACCUGCGGCCUCGGACAACAGGACGCCCCUUGGCACGAGUUGUGCCGAUUAACCGUGAGUCCCAAACGUCAUUCACAGUAGCUUUGGAGCAUAGAAUGAUACACUUUAUUUUAUCAUCGUCCGUGGUUGUGCGUUACUGAAGGCAACGUCGGCUUUCCACACCGGUGUGACGCCGUCCCAGAAACCAAUACAUUGCCGCUGCCUUGAAGCUGUCACAUAGGGGCCUGCACAGAGAGGCUCUAUCACUGCUCAUUCAGCUGCUGCAGCUGUUAUAUUGGUAACUUUACUUGCAGAAGCACCGCAAACGUCGAAAAAAAAUUGUGCUGUGCUUAUUUAGGUGUCUGGGCUCCUGAACCCUCAGAACUUGGGUACUGUUUUACACUGGUGUAGAAGAUAUUUAAUUGGCUGAAAUGGAUGAACAAAGUGUUGAAAGCAUCGCUGAGGUAUUUCGCUGCUUCAUCUGCAUGGAGAAGUUAAGAGAUGCACGGCUCUGUCCUCACUGUUCAAAACUCUGCUGUUUUAGUUGUAUUCGGCGUUGGUUGACUGAACAAAGAGCACAGUGUCCACAUUGUCGGGCCCCUCUGCAGUUGAGAGAGUUAGUGAACUGUCGCUGGGCAGAAGAGGUAACGCAACAACUUGACACAUUACAGAUGUGUAGCCUGUCAAAGCAUGAAGAGAAUGACAAAGACAAGUGUGAAAAUCAUCAUGAAAAACUCAGUGUUUUCUGCUGGACCUGUAAGAAGUGCAUCUGUCACCAGUGUGCUUUGUGGGGAGGCAUGCAUGGUGGACACACUUUUAAACCCCUUGCUGAAAUCUAUGAACAGCAUGUCACUAAAGUGAAUGAAGAAGUUGCUAAACUUCGUCGUCGACUUAUGGAACUGAUCAGUUUAGUCCAGGAAGUGGAACGAAAUGUGGAAGCAGUACGUGGGGCAAAGGAUGAGCGAGUGAGAGAAAUCCGUAAUGCAGUGGAGAUGAUGAUUGCUCGACUUGAUAAUCAGCUAAAAAAUAAACUUAUCACUCUCAUGGGACAGAAGACUUCUCUGACACAAGAAACUGAGCUGCUGGAGUCUUUACUACAAGAAGUGGAACAUCAGUUGAGAUCCUGCAGUAAGAGUGAACUGAUAUGCAAAAGUCCUGAGAUUCUUCUGAUGUUUCAGCAGGUGCACCGUAAACCCAUGGCCUCUUUUGUAACAACACCAGUGCCUCCUGAUUUUACAAGUGAGUUGGUUCCAGCCUAUGAUUCAAGCACCUUUGUUCUGGUAAAUUUUAGCACAUUGCGACAGAGAGCAGACCCAGUCUAUAGUCCACCUCUACAAAUAUCGGGACUUUGCUGGAGGCUGAAAGUUUACCCUGAUGGAAAUGGUGUGGUGCGAGGAAACUACCUCUCCGUAUUUCUAGAACUUUCUGCUGGACUUCCAGAAACAUCCAAGUAUGAAUAUAGAGUGGAAAUGGUACAUCAAGCUUCGAAUGAUCCAACUAAAAACAUAAUUAGAGAGUUUGCUUCAGACUUUGAGGUGGGGGAGUGCUGGGGCUAUAACCGCUUCUUCAGGUUGGACUUGCUUGCCACUGAAGGUUAUUUAAACAUGCAGACAGAUACAGUUGUGCUGAGAUAUCAGGUACGUUCACCCACAUUUUUCCAGAAGUGCCGGGACCAAUAUUGGUACAUUAAUCAGUUGGAAGCAGCACAGGCCAGCUAUAUUCAACAAAUAAACAACCUUAAAGAGAGGAGGGCCAUUGAAUUUCUCCGAAGGCAGAAAUCCCGCAGUGCCUCUCCACCUGAUCAGCGUCUAUGUGCCUCUGCUUCAGAAAGAGCCCCCCGACCUGGGAAAGUGUCAGUGCCUGAGGGCACUUCACAGUGUAGUGGAGGGGAGCUAAAGGAGGAAGAGGAAGAAAAAACUCAAGAUGAUUUGCAUGAACUGUCAGAUGGUGAUUUGGAACCUGGUUUUCUAAUGGUUGAUGAUGAUGUGAAUCCACUAGAUGGGAGCAGCACAUCUGGGAGCUCCACUGCUACGAGUAACACUGAAGAGAAUGAUAUUGAUGAAGAGACAAUGUCUGGUGAGAAUGAUGUUGAGUAUAGGGGUAAUGUGGACAUGGAGGAAGGAGAACUGCUAGAAGAUCUUGCCGGGGCUGCAGGUGGCUCAACUUCAAGUCUACGCAGCCUAAGAAGAGGUGGUUCUGGCAUAGUUUCUUCAACAAGUGGUAGUCUUUUAGAAAUUGAUCCAGUUAUACUUUUUCAGCUACUGGAUCUGAAGGAUCGAAGCAGUGUUGAAUCAUUUUGGAGUCUGCAGCCUCCUUCUUUACUACAAACAAGCACAGGACAUUCGAGAAAAGAACGUGAGCGGCGACCGCAAGCAGUGAGAAAGUCUGGCCCAGAUUCUGGGGUGCUGAUUCAUUUGAAAGCACAGAUGGCAGAGGUGCGGAGUAAAAUGUGUGAUGUGAAGAACAAGUUGGAAGCCAGAGGAGGAGUAAGUACUGCGGAACCCAGGUCCGGAGCAUCCGAAUGCUUGCUGGAUCAGGGAUCUACAAGUGAAUCUGAAGUGCCCACCAGAAAACUCGGUAAUCUGGAGCUGCUAACGAAGGGAGCUACCUUUAACAAAUACUCCAGAAGCAGCAAAAAGACAUCUCUUUCAAAGCCAGAAUCUGCUGCAGUGGCACGUAGUCUUUCUCUCAGGAGGGCUGUAGAUAGUACUGAGAAGGAAGCUGCAUGCUCGUCUGGUGAAGGCAGAUCAUGGCCUACAGAAGCCUUAUCAAUAACUGAAGAUUUCUCACCAGGUGCCACAAAGCCUCGCAGUUCACACAGCUCCCCUACAGCCCUUCGUAGUGCAAGUCCAUGUGAAAAAUCAUCAACCACAAAACACGAAGACCAGUCUUAUGGAGCCACUGGUACAGACAUUUUUGGAAUUACUGGCCUCAAUGGAAUUCUGCACCUGGACAAACUUCACAGAGUAUCAAAUGCAGGGUCAGGGCUGUUAACGGAUGGUAACUUGGAAUGUGACCAGGAGGGAAGCAAUGGCAUUCAAGAAUCACUGCUAGCACUUUCUGAGAGAAGUUCAAGGAUGGAAGAGGGACUGAUGUGUCAAAAACAAGUUCUUCAUCUUUUACCUGGGAUGAGCAGUGACAGCGAAAUUGAAUGUGAUACUGAGAAUGAAGAAGACAGUGGUGCCUCGGAGUCUCGGGCAUUGCACUAUGAUGCUUCGCCUCCAGUGCCAGAGGACCAGCAAAACACUGAAGAUACGAAGUUCAAUGAUGCCGCUGCUGCAGCAGAGAGAUGAGACUGAAGGUCAUGAAAUGAACAUGAGUUCACUGGUGACUAACAUCUCUUCUCUGGAAAUACAAUUUUUGUAUGUAUUGUCUUUUAAAUGUGUUGUAUGUAUGCAUCAAUAGAUAUAAAAAAACAGCCUGUAUUUGCUGCAUUUUGUGUACAUUAUGUCUUUGGAUCUGGAGGUCCUGUUGAGUACAUUUUUUUUAUUUUUUUUAAUAAUUAUAAAGAUUAAAUUUAUAAACUAAUUUAUUUUCAAACAAUGUGACUGAAAUAUGCCCUUUUUGCCAUGUUAAUGUAUGUUUAUGUGAAAAUGGGAUAAUUAUUCCAUCUUCACUUUAUUAUACUGUGAAAUUGCAACAGUUUGAGUGCUAUCAAGUUAUGCUGGGGAAACCUAUUUGCAGUCUUCUAAUAUUGCACACUCGGGUAAAAGUAAAGUAAAAUGAACAGAGGGAUGGUUGCCAAGGAAUAAUAUUUUUUUGAUAUUUUACAAGGCAUGCCCAGAUUUGCUUCAUCCUUUUAAAUAUGUUCUAUCCUCUAUGUACAGCAUGAUAUGUCUUGAUGUAGGUGGCUUUGAGCAGAACAAGAACAAAUUCAACUGGUCUGUUUUGGAAGGAGUACAAGUAGAAUAUCUUCUUGAGCAAAGCCAGUUAAUGAUGGAUGGAUAUUCUCUUGCUUUUUUUUCCUCUCUUUGCCUUAGUUUGCAGAAUGCCCAACACUUCCAUCCUCCACCACCUUUUAUCACCCCCCAAUCCUCUUUUAACCAACAUUGAAAAUAACUAAUCAUUUGAAUUGUGCAUUCAGAAAUUGAUUUUGCUCCUUUUUAAAGCUUAAAUCAUGAAGAGAUUAUAAUGCUGGAAAAUUUGUUUUCCUCUUACCUGUGGAUUUCAACAUACUGAAAGAAAAUGAACAGAUUAAUCCAAACUCUGUAAAUAAGCUUUUGAACUGUUUGCAUUUUAAACUGUAAUGGGAUUUUUUGUGAAUGUUUACUUUUUGUUAAGUUAUAUGCUAAUAAAAGAACUAAGUUAAUUUAA
Messenger RNA from Polypterus senegalus (gray bichir), 4569 nucleotides. RefSeq names its product tripartite motif containing 37 (gene trim37). The transcript has 26 exons. Lineage: Eukaryota; Metazoa; Chordata; Cladistia; Polypteriformes; Polypteridae. Gene Ontology annotation, molecular function: ubiquitin protein ligase binding; tumor necrosis factor receptor binding; ubiquitin protein ligase activity. Gene Ontology annotation, cellular component: aggresome; peroxisome. The record is from RefSeq and is a predicted model, not a curated record. Bases 687 to 3548 code for a protein of 953 amino acids. Gene Ontology annotation, biological process: negative regulation of centriole replication; protein autoubiquitination.